Messenger RNA from Nymphalis io (European peacock), 4336 nucleotides. RefSeq names its product BSD domain-containing protein 1-like. The transcript has 9 exons. NCBI's taxonomy places the organism in Eukaryota, Metazoa, Arthropoda, Insecta, Lepidoptera, Nymphalidae. The coding region runs from base 129 to 1262 and encodes 377 amino acids. Gene Ontology annotation, cellular component: cytoplasm. The record is from RefSeq and is a predicted model, not a curated record.
CAACGCAAACAAAAUUAUGUCAAAAAUAUUUCUAAAUUUCGUGUAAAAACAAAAACAUUCACACAUUCAUUAUUGCGCUAUAUUCCAUGUAAAUUUUUAGUUUAAUCAAUCACAGAAAUCAUAACGUCAUGGCUGAAAAGUGCGACCCGAAUAUCAACGAUCCAAGUUCUCCGACACAAGAUGAAAAGCCUUCUGGUAACUGGUGGGACUCGUGGAUAUCAUCUGCCAAAACAAAGUCAGCGGAAGUUUAUACAAUGGUCAAAAAGGAUCUAGACGAGAUUGGAACAGCUGUCAAGAGUGAAGCCAGUCAUGUGUUUAGCUCUACUUCAAAUGUUAUUGGCAAAACUUUUAAGUUGGAUGUCCCUGAAUCGCCAGCUAAUGUUAUGAAGAAAAGCUUCAGUAGUUUUAUUGGCCAAGUCAGUACAGUUUUGAACCCCGAGCCAGAUGACGAAGAUGAUACAGAAGUGAUUCUUUCAUCGGGCGAUACGACUAUGCUCUCCACAUACAAGAAAGAACUUGAAGCCCUCCAGCGUGUUGAUGCAACAUACAUAGUACCAGCCUACAGCCCUGAGUUUGAAGCCUGGCGGUCCAGUCUAGAAGACUCGGAAACAAUUAUAACACCGUCAUCAGCGAUCCGACGUUUGCAGUCCAGCCCAUUGCUAAAGGCGCAGUAUGACAAGCUAGUGCCUGAUGCUGUUACGCACGAGGAGUUCUGGGAAAGAUACCUGUUCCGAGUGGCGUUACUGCAGGACCGUCUGGCGGCUGCGUCUCGUAAACAGCCGCUUGAGGAGCCUACCACGGAUCCCGUGCUAGCUCAUCUACCGCUACAAACACCGAUAGAACAAAGUCCUAAAAAAGUACUUUCCGGUAUAAACACAGAAGCAAAUGAAAAAGACAUAGACAAUGUCGUCGCUUGGGAUGAUGAAGAUUUCGCAAAUGACGUAGAACUAACAGAAGAACAGCAGACCCUACUUCUAGAAGAGUAUGAGAAGGAAAUAGCCUCGAAGAAAUUGAACAAAAUAUCGACACGAGAUAUCACAAACAAUAACAAGGAGACCAGAGACAAACUAAACAACGAGACGGAUAAAAAACAAAAAAAUAAAAUUAAAUCUCCAAUAAAGAAAACAGAUGAAUGUGGCAAUAAUUUGGUAGAAGAUUACUUUGGUGAGAAAGACCAGGUUAAAGACGAUGCGAGUGCCAAUUCAGAUGAAAGCUGGGAGAAGGAGUUUGAAAUUGAAGAACCGGUGCAGCAAAAAGCCUGAUUGUUAGCGUAUAUUUCUACAUAUACACUGAAAUAGCAAUGGAAUGUAGAACUAAUAAAUAUAAUAUAUACCUGUCCCGUUCACAAUGCAAGGGACUAAAAGAGACGGUAAAAAGGAUUAUCAGAUCUAAUUAAGUAUUUAACGUGUAUGAUCAGAAUGCAUUGAUUAGAAGCUCAAAAUAUACUUUUUAUAAUGUCAACUGGCAACCCCAUGCACAAUUAUACACUGGCAACACUGAUAUAUAAAAAUAAUGCCUCAUUCAGCCUGAUCUUAUUGUUUACACAGCCCUAUUAUUACAUAACAGUAUAAUUUAUACUAAGUAUGCUAUUCUAUAGUAUCGCUUGUACGAUAAAAAUAGGGUUUUAUAUACAUGUAAAGUAUAUAAUAUAAAUAAACGGUAGAAAUAGUAUAUAAGGGAGUCAGAUGUGUCAUUUGUAAUUGUAAAUUGACGUUGAGGAAGUGAAAUAAUGACAUUUGAAUAAUAUUUUUUGGAAUGUAUCGUUAAAAAAAUAAAUAGAUUUUUAUGAGAUUUUGAAGAACAUGUAAUUAAAAAUUAGCUUAAUGUUGAAUAUGUUCACAUUCACGCUAAUAUUAAAUACAAUGUAAGCGUAUGGUCAGCAUCGAAAUGAAACGAAUCAUACAAUAAUGUCUAUAGCGUUAGAUAAAUAAAUUAAAAGGCAAUUAGUUACAGAUUAAAAAAAACCUUUUGAUUUAUUUUAAACUACUAUAUAAUUCGAUUAGUUUUAUUAUUUUCGAUAUCAAAAAAAAAAAUAGUUUUGAUUCUAACUGAUAUUUAAAUGAAAUUACAGUUGAAGGAUUGAGAGAAUUUAAUAGUUUAUAUUUGACUUUCGAUUCAACGAAACGUCAUCAAUAUUUUUUAAAAAGAACUGCUUCACCUAUAAAUUUUGUUUAGAUGGUUAAACAAUGCUCUGUCUUCUUCUUUCGAAUGACAAUUCAAUGAUGCUAGAACGAGACUAAGCAACGUUUAUAAGUAAGGUCGUAAAACUUUAACAAAAUAUUUCAUUUGACAAUAUUGCAUGUAAUCGAUAAGCAAUACUUAUCAAUAUGUAUUCCGUCUAACAAAAAACACUGUUUUCUGUAACUUUGAUUUAAAAUUUUAAUAUGUUUUAUUAAUUUUUUCAUAAUGAUCUGUUUACGAAAUUUUAUUUUUGGUUUCGAAUAUAAAUUUAAAAUAUGUCCAAUCACUAACGGCCAGAUUUUAAAAUUCAAAAUCAAAUUAAGUAAAUACUGCACGCUCAUUCGUCGUCUAUUCCGUCAUCGGUUGCCACAGACGAAUUACAAUCAUAAAGUCAAAUUAUUUGCUGGCGUUUUAGAAACUGGACUCUAAAAUUCAAUUAAAAUGAACUGCAUACAAAACAUUUAAGCAGAUACUUAUAUUUUUAUAUUCAAGGUCAUGUUGAACCACGUUAAAUAAAAGUAUUUUUUAAUUAUUUUAAUAUUUUUAGUUAAAAUUAUUUAAAAAAAAUUAUCGGACCUGAUUAUACGAUUUUUCGUAUUUAUUCGACACAAACAAACCUAUCUUACUGCCUUUUUAUUACAAGUUAAUUUAUCGACUUACUAACUAGAUAAUCGUUUGAAAAUCAAUAAAAUAAUACGAUUGUUUUAUUUUUUAUAUGAUAACGAUUUAUAUUGCAUUUAAACAGAUUUCUAAACGGAUUUGACAAUGGAUCCCUUUAUUAAAAACUAAUUUACCGUCAUGCGUUAUUUUGUGUGAUUUCUUUUAUAUCCAUUUAAUCAUUUAGUUUGAUGUAACAAAAUUUAAAAUUCUAUCCUUUUUUGUAUAUUUUUAUUACAAAUUCUAUUGUUUUCAACUAUAGAUUCUAUAUAUUUUAUUGUUAUUACAUAUUAUGGAAUUACAUUACAGUUACACCUUUAAAAUUAUAUGAAAACAUUUUGAUUGUUGUUCGGAAAUGUUUUUUUUUUUUUUUUUGUUAUAUUUGAAUAUUCCGUGAGACAGCAUAUAUAAAAAUAUUUAUGAACAGAUUAAAAAUGUUAUGCCUAAUUUCCACGAUAAAUUAACUAUUGGUACUAUUGAUUUUUAAUACAUUGAUAUGUAUUUAAUAUGAAAUGACUAAACAAAACCAAAAUGUGUCAAAAAGGAUAUUUUGAAUAUAUUUAUAUAACAAAAGAAUGUCUGAAAUUAACCCAAAACUUGAAUAGCGUAGACUCCUAUUAGAAACAAAAUUCAUUAUACCAUUAAAUUAAAAAUAAUAUAAAACAAGUUUGAAUCAAUAUGUAAUUUCGAAGGAAAAGUCCAAUAGAACAAAUGGAAAUUAUGAAAUGAAAGGAGUGUAUUGAAAGGUGUACGUAUUUAUCACACCAUAAACAACAAAUAUUAACCAUUCCAAACCAUAUUCGAAGACAUAGAGGUGAGCUUACUAAUAGCUUAAAUAAAUUGACAAAUUUAAAAAGAGACAAACAUUUGUGCGUUAUAUUCUUAAAGCUAAAUGAAACAAUGCGUUAUGUCAUUAUUAUAUAUAUUAUAUAAUGUUAUUUCUCUUACUCUAAUAAUUUCUAAGUAGCAAACAAACUGCAGGCAAAGAAAAGCAAAAAAAAAAUAACCAAAUUAUAUGUAAAAUCAAUCAGAUUUUAUGUCUCCAUUCUCUAUGUCUAUGAUUGAAACACACACACAGUUAUAAAAAUUUUCUCUAUGGAAAUAUACAUUAUUAUUUGAAAAUAAUUGUUUUCAUAAUAACAAUUAUUUCAUAAAUAUUGAAUUUUAUGUUAGCUUUAUUUAAACGAUAAAUAAUUAAGAUUGUUAGAAUGUUAUGAUUAUAAAUUAAGAGUGUGAUAUCCAUUUUCAUUUAUUCGAUGGUAUUAAUUAGUCUUCUUAAAUCUGUCAGCUAAUAUUUGUCGUUCGCAGAAGAAAAUAGUUUAGAAGUAUACAUGAAGACAAUACACAUGAUAUAUAUUAUAUAUGUUUUUGGAUAUAAUUUCUAUCUAUAAGCAAAGGAUACGUCACAGCUGUCAUUUGAAUUUGACAUUAGAUUUCGUUAUGUUUGUGUAAAUUAUAAUUAUAUUAAGAAUAUGAAUAAAAGUUAUUAAAAAUUGUA